This is a messenger RNA of Pimephales promelas (fathead minnow), 1236 nucleotides long. RefSeq lists its product as uncharacterized. The record is from RefSeq and is a predicted model, not a curated record. Gene Ontology annotation, biological process: regulation of transcription by RNA polymerase II. Gene Ontology annotation, cellular component: nucleus. Gene Ontology annotation, molecular function: DNA binding; DNA-binding transcription factor activity, RNA polymerase II-specific. NCBI's taxonomy places the organism in Eukaryota, Metazoa, Chordata, Actinopteri, Cypriniformes, Leuciscidae.
GUGUGUGUGUGUGUGUGCGCACUUAAAACCAGGAUUUAUCUAUUCACUGCCAGUUUAGGGACACCUGAUAAUAACUGAUGUGUUAUGUUAAAAUAUGUCAAAUAAAACUGUAGGCUAUAUUAUAAUAUAUAUGAGUAUCGUUUGUUAUUAUAUAAAGAAAUGUUAUGUGAUCAGGGCAUGGCAGAUCUACAGAAAGGUGUGGAGGUGGAGCAAUUAAGGAAAAGGAAAGCAGACACUAGGCUAUUUGACUGCAUAAAGAGAGAUCGAGAGACCUCGACAAACAGGCAGCAAGAAUCAACUAUAUUUAAAAGAAUCAUCACUAUGGACUAUGGAUUUUUCGAAGAUGAAAAGUUAUUGGAAGUUUUCCGUCAAAACAAGACAAAAAUAUCUACUAUAGAAAAGCCGUUGACAUUUCUUCGCCAUCUCAAAGACAAUGGACUCAUUACAGAUGAGCUUUAUCAAAAGCUUCAGAAACGUGAUUAUGAUUAUGGUGUGUAUGAUGCAUUGGAGUAUAUUCAAAAACAUGGAACAAAGAAAGUUAGACAUUUCUGGAAAUGUGUGGACCAGGAGCACAUUUUGCAGCGUUACCCCCAACUCUCUGAAAUCAUUGCAACUCUGAAGAAGUCUCUUAGUAGAGAACCAGACAGCAAAAUAAGGGAGAAAUAUGAGGAUCAAGGCACAGGAAAAGAAAGAGAGGGGAUAGAGAAGAGCUCUGUGAGUAACCAAGCUGGCCCGUCGUCACAAAUCACCGACAGACUGAAGAAGAAAGCCAAACACAUGGAGAGAGAUCUUCAGAGUUCUCCGGACUCUACCAGGGAAUCAGAGUCAUUUUCCCAUCCAUCCUUAAAGGAAGAAGUGAAUCUCUGGGAUAAGCCUAAACACAAGAGAUGGCUCCCUGUCACAUGUGGUAACAAAAAGGCUUUAAUUGACAGAGUUGCACUGUCGCACAGAAAAAGGGAUUGCAUUAACCAUAAUGGAAAAAUGAUCUCCCCUUAUACAUUUGAGAAAAUGGGUGACAAAGAAGCACACAAGAGCUGGAAAACAAGUAUAUUAUGCCAAGGCAAAACCCUCAAGAGUCUCAUUGAGAUGGAAAUUUUGAAGAUACCUAAAGUUGAGGGAAAAUUUACCCUUCGUAAAUGAUAUGUCCUAUGUAUCAUUUAUUCAGCAUUUUAAAUGACUCUGUACUGAGCUCAUAAAUCAACUUUUGUUCCACUUUUAAUAAAGUCUGUCAAUGAA